GCAACCGUACACAAUUUAAAUCCGUUCUUCUCCCAAAAAAAAAAAAAAAAAAAAAAAAAAAGGCAUGGCAUCCAAAGCGUUCUACGCCAUCGUAGCAGGCGUCGGCCCGGGGACCGGACGCGCCGCGGCGUUGCGGCUCGCCAAGGCGUACCCGGUGGUGGUGCUGGCGCGCAAGCCCGACAGCUACAACGACCUGGUGGCGGAGAUCAAGUCGAGCGGCGGCAGCGCGGUGGGCAUCUCGGCCGACACGUCGGACGAGGGCUCGGUCAGGUCUGCCUUUGCGGCCAUCAAGAAGGAGCUGCCCGAGAGCAGGCUCGCGGCCGCCGUCUACAACGUCGGCGCGGGGUUCGCCGUCAAGCCGUUCCUCGAGUACAGUGCCGAGGAGCUCGAGUCGAGCUUGUCUGGCAAUGCAGGCGGUCUCUUCAACUUUGCGCAGAGCUCCAUUCCGCUGCUUCUCGAGUCGGUUGACGAUGCUCCUCACCCGCCGACUCUGAUUGUGACGGGUGCUACGGCCUCGCUCAAGGGCUCAGCUAGAUUUGCAACCUUUGCUGCGGGCAAGUUCGCAAAGCGUGCUAUUGCGCAAUCCCUAGCUAGGGAGUUUGGACCAAAGGGUGUCCACGUUGCUCAUGUCAUUAUCGACGGCAUAAUCGACACACCCAGAACAAAGGAGUACAAGGCCAACAAUGGAGCUCCAGAUGGAGCCAUCGACCCCGAUGCCAUCGCCGACACAUUUUGGCAUCUUCAUACCCAGCCCAGGUCUGCAUUUACUUUUGAGGCGGACCUGAGACCAUAUGUUGAGAAGUUCUGAAUGCAUGUUAGUAGCAAUUAUUAGUCAAAUGACAAAAGAGCAAGCUGAAAGUCGAUGCUGGUUGAUGACUGCGUGCACAGAGUUGGUUGCAGGUAUGGGCAAAAGUAGUCGUUAUCGCGUACAAGGCCUGGCGAAGGUCCCAUAAGUGAGCUCGAAUCGAGAUGUCUAUGUGCAUUCUUUCUGAAUACAUGUCGGUCCAGUCUCUAUCACCAGAUGGCGGUGAUCUCGACCCACAGACAAAGCGGCGCGUCUUUGCGCGGGCACGCAUUGGCUCGGGUUGAUCAUGUUGCCGCUCCCGGCUUCUACUCGCUCGAAUUCCCCCCCGGGCGAAGAUGUUGGUAAAGGCCCCCAGACAGAUGUCUGUUCUGCUCAGGUACCUGGCGCCCCUGGCACCGUGAUACCGUUCUCAAGUGCCAACCGUUCUUCCUCCUUGCGCUGCCUGAUAGCUUCCGUCUCGGCACGUAGUUUCUCCAGAUUCCAGGGGUCGUCAUCAUCCUCGGCAUCGUCGUCGUCCUCUUCGGUGCGCCAGUUGCCGCUCUCAAAGAGAGCACGUCCUGUCGCAUCCUUGGCCUUGCGAGCCUGCUCCUCAGCCGCCUUCUUAUCCAACCGAUCCUUCUUCCACUUGGCGAAUGACUCGGGCGUGACGGGGGUUAAAGUUCCCGUCAGCUUGUGCCUUUCCGACUCCAAGAAUUCUUCGAGAGUCAGAGUCUUGAGUGGUGACUUGUCCAAGAGGGCCUUUUCGCGAGCUCGGUCUUCUUUGGUCUUGAGCACGAAGCUGUUUCAAAGCGUGCUUGUACAUGCACUUGUCACCUCCGUUUGGACAGAUCCAGAACCAUCCGUACUUGCCAUCCUCGAUAGCCUCGAUAAAGUACUUGCAGACCUUGUCCGUCGUAGUCCUCUGGUUGCCCUUCUUGCUCAGGACGACACUCCGCAGCUUGUCCUCGUCCCAGUCGGCCGAGGUCUCAACCUUCUUCUUGUCAUCCUCCCCUUCCCUAGUGUCGGUGUACAAACUCUUCUUUUCCGUCUUGCGCUCGACGUCCAGGUCGUGGCUGAACUUGCACUUCUUGCCCUUCUCGCAGUUGCCCUUCUUGAAGAAGAUGCAGAGCACCGUCUUUGGGUCGACGCCAAAAGGCACCUUUUGGAUCUGGGCGGGCUUGUUGAGUAGGAGGUCGGCCUCGCGUUUGGCGUCCUCUGCUGCCUUCUUUUCGCGCUCGCGUGCCGCCUUUUCUGCUUCCUUGCGCUUCUGCUCGGCGUUGCCGCCAGACUUGGCCUGAGCCUGCAGCUGUGCAAUCUGCUUCUGGGCGGCACCACCCUUCUUGUUCUUCAUACCAAAGGUCUUGUCAUCGACGACCUUGGCCGUGCUGGGCUUCUUGCCCCCGGCCUUGUCAUUCUUUUUUGGAGGCAUCGUGCGGGGCUGUGUUGGGCUCGCUCGCCGACCGAUGAAAGGGUUUUUAUUUGGAUUAGAUUCGAUGGGAGUGGCAGCAGGAUGGAGUUUAUUCAGAAAGACGAAUUGCGUCUGGGGGGGGGCGGGAG
Molecule: messenger RNA, 2341 nt
Organism: Pyricularia grisea
Lineage: Eukaryota; Fungi; Ascomycota; Sordariomycetes; Magnaporthales; Pyriculariaceae
Exons: 5
Coding region: 65-808 (247 amino acids)
Source: RefSeq, a predicted model, not a curated record